Molecule: messenger RNA, 2100 nt
Organism: Miscanthus lutarioriparius
Lineage: Eukaryota; Viridiplantae; Streptophyta; Magnoliopsida; Poales; Poaceae
Source: the annotation of a GenBank genome assembly
AUGGCGUCCUCCUCCUCCUCCUCCGCCUCGUCGGCGGCGGCCGCGGCAGCGUAUCCCAGAACCACGCUCCCACUGCGGCGGCGCCCGGGCCUGCUAGCCCUCUUCCUCAUCCUCCUCUGCUUCCUCUCCUUCCAGGUCGUGAUCCAUGUGCCUGCCACCAGAUCAGCGGUGUCGCAGUGGCUCUUCUCGGGUCACCGAGCCGACCAUGGGACUCGCGACAACUGCCCUGGCUGCAGCAAGUUACAGGAUGUGGACAAAGCUGAAAAGACGAUUGCGUCCACUGACCAGCAUGGCCGGAUCAAGCUGUUCAAAAUCACCGCCAGAGAAUUCGGUUCGUCCUCUAUCUGGGAGAACCCUUGGUUGCCCAGAGAUAGGCAGCCGGUAGCCGGAACAUUGCGCCAGCAAGAGGCUGCCAGGGAUCGUCUACUCGCCAGUGGAUCAGAAACCACCAAUCUUUCAAGUACUGAAACUCUGGCUACUACAAAUGUCGAUCCGAUUAAAUUAAGGCGACAGGUAUUUCGACGUAGAAGAAAGAUGCGGAGGGUUCAGGAGCUGCUUCAGAUGGAUAAGAAGGUUGAACUUGACAUGAGGAAUGCAGCAAUAAAUAGCUCAAGGAACUUUAAUAAUAAAGUUAGAGGCAGCUACAACAUAUGGAGGCCGGAGUUCCGCUUUAUUAAUACAGAUUCAACACUAAGGCUCAUGAAAGAUCAGAUAAUAAUGGCCAAGUUAUAUGCCACUCUUGCACUCUCCCAGAAGGAACCAGACAUGUAUGCCUUGCUCAUGAAGUGCAUAAAAGAAAGCCAAACAGCUAUCGGGGAUGCACUUAUUGACAGUGAACUCGAUUCUAGUGCCUUAGAGAGAGCAAAAGCAAUGGGGCAUGUGCUGUCUUCGGCUAGAGAUGUUCUGUACAGCUCGGGUGAAGUGUCAAGAAAAUUGCGUGUUAUGUUGCAGUCAACGGAACUAAAUAUCGAUGCAGUGAAGAAACAGAACUCAUUUCUGGUUCAGCAUGCUGCGAAGACUGUCCCCAUGCCCUUGCACUGUCUACAUAUGCAGCUGACAACUGAUUAUUAUUUUCGUGAUGACGUGACCAAGGAGCAUUUUGAUGAUGAUGCUUUGAAGGCGGAACAAUAUAAAGAAAAACUUGAGGACCAAUCACUCUAUCACUAUGCUAUAUUUUCUGAUAACGUGCUUGCAGCCUCAGUAGUUGUCAGAUCAACUGUGACAAAUGCCAAUGAACCAGAGAAGCACGUGUUCCACAUUGUCACUGAUAGACUUAAUUUUGCAGCCAUGAAGAUGUGGUUCAUUACUCAUCCUCCUCAACUGGCAACUGUUCAUGUGGAGAACAUAGACAAUUUCAAAUGGCUCAAUUCGUCAUACUGUUCUGUUCUUCGGCAACUGGAGUCAGCUCGCCUCAAAGAAUAUUACUUCAAAGCACACAAUCCAUCAUCACUCUCUGAUGGAAACGAGAAUCUGAAAUACAGGAACCCAAAAUAUCUGUCCAUGCUCAACCAUUUGAGAUUCUACAUGCCAGAAAUUCACCCGAAGCUUGAGAAGAUACUGUUUCUUGAUGAUGAUGUUGUUGUACAGAAGGAUUUGACAUCCCUUUGGGAUAUUGAUCUUAAAGGGAUGGUAAAUGGCGCUGUGGAAACCUGUAAAGAGAGUUUCCAUCGCUUUGACACUUAUCUCAACUUCUCUCACCCAAAGAUCUCAGAGAACUUCGAUCCACAUGCUUGUGGGUGGGCUUUCGGAAUGAACAUGUUUGACCUCAAGGAGUGGAAGAAGCGAAAUAUCACUGGAAUAUACCAUUAUUGGCAAGAUUUGAAUGAGGAUCGUAAGCUGUGGAAGCUGGGUACAUUGCCUCCAGGUUUAAUUACUUUCUACAACCUGACAUACCCGUUGAAUCGUACUUGGCAUGUCUUGGGCCUGGGCUAUGAUCCAGCUGUUGACAUUGCUGAGAUCGAUAAUGCUGCAGUAGUUCAUUACAAUGGGAAUUAUAAGCCCUGGCUUGACCUUGCCAUUUCCAAGUACAAGACAUACUGGUCCAAGUAUGUAGAUGUUGACAACUCACAUGUUCAGCAUUGCUACGAAGGCAAACAAUGA